CAAGUUGACGUCAUCGUGCCUCAAUAGAGCCUCCGCCCAGUCGACAGUUGUCCUCAAGUUCAAAGCAGCGAUGAUCACAACAACACCAGCUGUGCCGCAACUAUCGGCGCAUUGUACCUCUAUAGCUGAAUAGCGCCAAAUGGUGUUACCGAAGAGGUAGAUCUAGAAGUGAUAGCCUCUCUAACAACAUUACUAACAACCUUGCUUCUCCUCUGCUGUGGAAUCAUCGACAACGGUAGUUACGAACCCUCUGAAGCCUCUGAUCAACCACACUUGGUCGCCUAUCUAAACACCGAGGUCCCUUGUACGGCGCCUCUCGUACUCUCGUAGCCUUCGGAUCUCUGACCCCUGUGGGGGACCUUACAAAGCUGGGAAAACAUGAAGCGUAGUGCAGAGUCAGACUCACCUUCUAAAAGGUCAACGCGGCGUAGGAGGCGGGAAGGUGAAGGGGAUGCAAAUACCGAUCAAACGGGUGGUCAGCAGGAGGUGGGCAGUGCAGCUGAAACCGUCUCUUCUGCUGUUGCCUCGUCUGCUAAUGGUGAUUUGUCGGUUGCGACCGCUCCAGCAGCUGCGGGACGCGGCUCUGUCGCCGCGGCAGCACAUCCGGGGAGUACUCAGCAGCAAUCGACGUAUCCACAGCCCAGAAACUUUGCAGAACGGUUGAUGUGGGUGUUGGAGAGCAACGCUGCUCCGGAUACAAUCUGGUGGGAAGAGGAUGGACAGGCGGUGGCACUUCAUGUGGACAAUCUCAAGACGGGGGAUGUGUUGAAUCAGCACUUUCAGGGCAUCAAAUACAAGUUUUUCAUUCGCAAUUUCAGCCGAUGGGGAUUUCGAAGAAACACUGCUUACACCGUCCCUUUUGGUCAGUUCCAUUACCGAAACAGCUUGUUUCAAAGGGACUCUCCAAACCUUGUAAGACACAUGAGGAUGGAUUCUGAUGUUCAGGACGUGUUUACUCGGCAUCAGGCGGCAGAAGACCAGGCUAGGACUCGUAGAAGGAACCCUGCUGCCGGAGAGCCAACACCAGCCCCAUCCACUUCAAAUACCGGUGCGGGGGCCAAUCAGUUGGCUGUUGCUGCUGCUUCGUUGGCCAACCCGCCAGCAGUCGCUGCAGCUGCAAAUCAGAAUAAUGAUGGUCAAGCAGCCCAAGCAUUAUCCAAUAUUCAGCAGUCUCCAGGAAACGUUCCCUUCAAUUUUUCAACGAUUCUUGCUGGCAUGGCUCUUGCUGCACAAUCGUCUGGGCUGCAGCAGGCACAACCUGCAGCUGCACCUGCCGCAGCACAGCAGCCUGCUUCUUCUCAACAGAAUAGUAGCGCACAACCACAUCCGACAGCGGUCCAUAACUUCCUGCUCCAAUUGAUCCUCCAGCUCGCACAGGUUUAUUUGCACCUACCGCCGUCGCCUUCUCAAUAUAGCGCGGCCAUUACUUCCAGUCUCCAGCUCCUGUACAUGACCGGUCAACCAUAUUUGCAAAUGAAUCCGCAGCAGCCCGAUCCUUCGACCGCGGCAGCUUCUCUCCAGCAACUGGCACAGGCCAUGUCGGUCUCCGCGGUCAGUACACAACAUCAGCCAACCAUGAAUCUUUCGCCAGAGGCCUCCAUGAUGCUCCUCAUGACCUUCCUGUCACAGCAGCAGCAGCAACCGCAACUUCCGCCCCAGCAACAGCCUCAAAAUCCAUUUCUGCCGGCGCCUGUCCCUCAAAAUCCAUUUCUCCCGGCGCCUGUCCCUCAAGCAUUGGCUGCUCCGAACAACAUUGCGAAUCUAGCCGCUUUGUUUCAGCCACAGCCUCCACAAUUUCCGAACUUGUCGCAGCAGCAGAAUUUGCAGCAACGAAACGUGGGAGUUCCUCCGCCAGCAGCAGCUCCGGCACAACCGAUGGGUGGUCAGACAGCACUGCAACAGCAGCAAGAUGCGAUGCAGCAAUUCAUGUUGGCACUGCAACAGCAGUCGGGAGCGCCGCCACCUCAAGAUGGCGGCCAGGAUGACAAUGAACGCAGCGACGGACAGGGUACUUAAUGAUUCAUUCAGCUUCCGGCUAAAAAUAAAAAUGUCCUUUUUGUUUCUUGGGGAGAU
Seminavis robusta is the source of this 2073-nucleotide messenger RNA. The record is from the annotation of a GenBank genome assembly. Lineage: Eukaryota; Bacillariophyta; Bacillariophyceae; Naviculales; Naviculaceae.